UGGUAAAUCUUAGGCUUGUAAAGGAGUUAAUUAGCGGAAACCGUUCACAACUUCAAAGUGAUCUCAUGUCACCUGUCAAUUGUCAACUGUAAUGCCACCACACUCUGAUGGCAUGCUCAGUAAUACGAUCUUCCUCAUCAAGGAGGAGAGAAGAGGUUGAUCAGCAUUGAAUAUUUUCAGAAUAGUUCAAUGCAACAAAGAACGCGUACUUGCGCCGCCAAGAAGUACACAACUCCGAAAUUUUGACAGCUAGAAACCAGGGCUACCAUCAUAUGGCAAGUGCUAGCGUAUUGGAGUCUUGUAAUUCCUAGUACCAAGAUUAUUAAACUCCUCUAGGCUGAAGAUUCUUCCGAGCAAUCUAGGCAUUCGCCUGCAUGUAGAGAGCAGAAUUGGUCCCGGUGCAUGCCAUCAUGACGUUUUCCAUCAAUCGCCGUGAAAGCUACCACAGCAGGAAUUGACCGUCGUGAAAGCAAGUAUAUAUAUCGACUGCUCCAAUACCAUCAACGACUCAUCAGUUAAACAUCAGUCUAGCAGACAAUACUUUCACCAUGUUUGCUGCCACCGUUCUCUCCCUCCUCUCGGUCCCAUUGGCCGCAGCCCUUGCACCAGGCCUCACACUUGAGUACUCGGUUGAAUUACCUACACAAGGUAUCUUCAUCUCCGCUGAUGGACGCAAGUUUCUUUCCCAGCGCUAUUCUACCACUUUACCACCGAUUACUGUAGAGCUCCUAGCCGACAACACCACAGUAUUGUAUCCUGAUGCUUAUUGGAACUCCUACAACGCAAGCGACUCGAGCUCUGACCCAAGCCUUCAAUUUGUCAGUAUCGACGGUGCCAGAAUCGGACCUGAUGGUCGUUACUGGUUGGUUGAUGGUGGUUCAAGCGGUGUCAACGGAUCUACUAAGCUGGUAGGAUGCAACCUUACCACCAAUGAAGCAGACAAAAUCUACUAUCUCGAUAGCAUCAUUGCUUCCAACAGCGGUAUCGACGACGUGCGCUUCAGUGCCAGUGGGGAAGUUGCCUACCUAAGCGACACUGCCGGAGCUCUCGUCGUCUUGAACAUGACAACCGGAGAUGGAGUUCGUGUUCUUGUUGACGACCCAUCUGCUGUUGCAUGGUUCCCUAUGAUGUACAACCAUACACUUGUUCCUGGCUACGGUGCCGCAGGUAGCACACUCGCUGUUGGUUUGGAUCAAAUUGAGGUUUCCCCCGAUGGAGUCUACCUCUACUACCAACCAUGCAAUGGGGGACUUUACCGCAUCGAGACCGCCUACGUCGAUGCUGCAUUGACCAAUAGCACGCUCGCUGCAUCUCUCGCCGACUACGCCACUGCCUUUGCUUUAACACCCAGUACCGGUGGAACCACCAUCGACGGCGAUGGAAACGUCUACGUUUCCGAUACCAACUUGCUUGCCAUCUGGAAAGUCACUCCUGAGGGAUAUGCAUCUAUUCUUUUUCAAGACGAUGCUCUGCUCUGGACUGAUCUUAUGUGGGUUACAUCCGACAAAAAGUUGUGGCUCCCAGCUUCUCAAAUGAGACCUGGUGGAAAUGGAUUGAUGGCUGAGGGCCCCAAUAACAUUUUCUCAUACCCUAUUGACGCUGGUCCAUCCCCAAUCGAUCACGCCUAAGUUUUAGAACCCGAUGGACUGCUGGCUAGAAGUAUCAAGCUAUUCUGAGCAUCAAAAGCCUGUACAUUUAGUUAAUUUCUCCGGAGAUUCAGGAUUCCCGAAAUUGGACACAAGCUGUUAGUAGGAUAAUUGUAAAUAGCUGAAGAUCAUUUCUUCAAACCUAAUGAGAGAAGUUCUCGGUACUCUAGAGACUUGAUU
Sclerotinia trifoliorum is the source of this 1826-nucleotide messenger RNA. The record is from the annotation of a GenBank genome assembly. NCBI's taxonomy places the organism in Eukaryota, Fungi, Ascomycota, Leotiomycetes, Helotiales, Sclerotiniaceae.